CACGCGGUAUCUUGACUUUUUAUUAGGAGAUUUUAAACUGAAUAUUAAUUAAACAACCGGAUACCCGAAGUUUCUGUUUACUAUUUCACGCACCAAGAAUGAUGUCAGCAAAGGUCAUGGGUAUUAAACACUAGGUAGCUACAACAUAUCACUUUCAGAUCUAGUCCCAGCAAGAACGUCUACACUUCAUUCUAGUUUUGAUACGUGGCCGUGGAUAAUUUACUGAACACCAAGUGUGAGGAAACGCUUUCGUAAUCCAACCACAAAGAAGAAACCGAAAACUAUGGAUUUUAAGAUAGCAUUCUUUUUCGUAAUUGCUCUGCACUGUGUUGUUCACAACGAAGCAAUGAAAGGCAUCGAUUUUUCCCAACCAACAAGCACCGAAGCACUUACUUGUUUGAAACAGAAAGGUUAUGACUUUGCUAUUGUUCGUGCAUAUCGCAGUACAGGAACACCAGAUACAAAUGCACCUCAGAGCAUAGAAAAUGCUAGAAAAGCGCUCUUUACUACAGUCGAAGCUUACAUGUUCCCGUGUACAAAGUGUGGCAAUGCACAAAAACAGGUCAGUGACAUGCUAAGUUUGAAACUGGAUGUAGAUUGGAUCUGGUUGGAUAUUGAAACAUCUGGCAGUUGGUAUACCAAUACAACAAAGAAUAGGGAAUUUUUCGAAGAUCUUAUUAAUGCAGACUUUGGAAAGAAAAAUGUUGGAGUCUACACCAACAAACACAACUGGGAGACUAUCAUGGGAUUAACUUACACAAGAGGCUCAUCAUAUCCUUUGUGGUAUGCUCAUUAUGAUGGAAAACCAAGCUUUGAGGAUUUCGAGCCAUUUAGUGGGUGGUCUAAGCCACAAAAGAAACAAUAUGCUGGAGAUCAGAUGCUUUGUGGAGCUGGUUUAGAUUUCGACUACCAAGAGGAAGAAUUUUUGACAUUUUAGAUUACCAUGAACAAACAGUAUAUCCGGAUUUUCUUUAUUAUAUAGUAAUGAUUUUAUUGCAUGAUUCUGUUACAACUGUCAAGUGAAGUAAGGUGAAAGUACAAAGGGAUUGUUAUAUAUUCCACAUCUUGGCCCUGGGGUGCUUUAAAUGAUCUUUCAGUUUUCGUUUUAUAUCCGUUGUCAUCGCAGUUUACUAGUCAAGUAAAGACUGAUGUACUUUGACCAUGAGACUAAGCUUUAAUGGAAAUUCCCUGGUAGUGAAAUACUGAAAUACAAUUUACAAAUAAUCCUUCGUAACUCUACUCCAUUUCUGCUAUUACCGUGAUACAACUCAUACACUUAUAUAACAUUGUCCCACUACGUAAUUCGCCAAACACCGAGGCAUACCUGUAAAUCAAUACCAUUCAUAUUAUAGCUACAUCAAACGAAGCAUUUAAUUGUCAAAACUUGUAUUUUAUUAAAACUGUUUAGAACAUCGUC
Dendronephthya gigantea is the source of this 1417-nucleotide messenger RNA. Its product is annotated as probable GH family 25 lysozyme 2. The transcript is spliced from 3 exons. Gene Ontology annotation, biological process: signal transduction; cell wall macromolecule catabolic process; peptidoglycan catabolic process. Gene Ontology annotation, molecular function: lysozyme activity. NCBI's taxonomy places the organism in Eukaryota, Metazoa, Cnidaria, Anthozoa, Malacalcyonacea, Nephtheidae. The coding region runs from base 284 to 937 and encodes 217 amino acids. The record is from RefSeq and is a predicted model, not a curated record.